UAAUGGUGAAAUACAGUAGUUUGCGGUUAUUUUUAAUGUGGUAUUUUUCUUUUUAACCGCCUUCAAAAAAGGAGGUUCUCAAUUCGUCUUAAUUUUUUUGUAUGUAUGUUACUCGAUAUCUCCGAGAAUCGUGAACCGAUUUCCAUUUUUUUUUUAUCGAACGGGUAUAACCCCGAGAUGGUCCCGUUGGCACCAAGUCGGGGUCUGAUGAUGGGAUCUUGGAGAAAUCGAGGGAACUCUUCAAAUGUUAUAGGUACAUGUAUGGCGCUUUUGGUAAUUUGUGAAGUCGGUUUUAUUUUUUGUUAAAAAGUUUUUUAUGUAGGUGUCACAGAUAUUCGGUAUUCAGCUGUUGCCUACUAUACUUGCCUACCGGGCCAGACCGAAUGUUGCCGAAUAUUCGUAGCAUCUCUAGUUAUUAAGACAGAGAAAGGUGUAAAAUGUAAACAUAGCUUUCACGUCGACAGACGCAUUCAACAUAUAACCUUAAACUGAGUAAUAAUGUUGUCCACAGAAGUGGUGGUCCUCAGAGCUGUGAGAGGUCAUGAUGCACGGCUCCCCUGCGGCCAAGGCAAGGUGUUUCUAGACGGGCCUGACGCUUACGUCCUAUGGCUCAAGAAUGAGAGGGAAUUUCUCUACCGCUUCCCUAAUGAGGAGACUCAACGGAGAUCACUUUCACUAGACCAAGUAUUCGGCACAACGUGCAUCGCGGGCGCCUGCCACGACGAUACCUCUCUCCUUCUAAAGCGCGUGAGCGACAGAGACGGCGGCAUUUAUCGCUGCCGCGUGCACUAUCAGGCGUCGCCGUCGGUGGACUAUGUCAUCGAUAUGAGGCUGGUUGAUUCUCCGGGUACGCCUCAGAUCUACAACGAUGCUGGCGAACCGCUGAAGCGAGGUCACAUCCAGCACAUAAGCCUCGAAACCAAUUUCACUCUCACCUGCGAAGUUGCUGAUGAGCCAGACACGCUUCUCUUCUGGCGUCGCAAUGGCAUCGUGAUCGAGCGCGCCGAGGCGUCGCGUCCGCGCACGCUUCGCGCUACCGUGAGCGUGACCAACGCGACGCGCGCCGAGCUAGACGCGCACUAUGAGUGCCUCGCGCAGAACGCCGAUGUCACCGAGCCGUUGAGUGCGAGCGUUCUGGUUACGAUGUACUUGCCUCCUCUCAGCGUGGAGAUCCGCCUAAAUAACAACGUAGAUUUCGAGGCCGGUCAGCCCCGAGUGGUAGACUGCGUGGUGGUCGGUUGCGUGCCUCCCCCGUCCAUCACCUGGCAUCUGGGAGACACGUUGCUAAGACCGAGCGUGCAUAAGGAACUCCACGACGGAAACUACACAGUGUCCUCUUUGACACUAGCGCCAUCUCUCCGCGACGGCGGGCGCGAGCUCGCGUGCCGCGCGCACAACUCCCACCUCCCCGGCCAGGUGUUCCAGGACCAGGUCACCCUAAACGUGGGCUAUCGUCCAGUCUGCCUGUCAAGUGGCGAGGAGACUAUCGGAGCGGUGCCAGGCGAGGCCGAAACAGUAACUUGUGUGGUGGAAGCGUCACCGGAGCCCCUGCAGUUCAGCUGGACCUUCGCGGACUCACGCACCUUAUAUACAAGCGUCAAGAAACUCCCAGGCCACCAGCACCGCUACAGCUCAACGCUCACCUGGCUGCCGCGAGUCGGGGACUACGGCGCGCUGCUCUGCCGAGCGACGAAUUCGUUCGGCGAGCAGAAGCGAGCGUGCGCGUACGCGGUGGCGCGGGGCGGCGCGCCGCGGGCGCCGCAGUGCGUGGUCAAGGAGGUGGGGACUCUAAGGAUUCAGUGUAAGAAAGAUUGGGACGGGGGCCGCCCCCAAACUGUCCACCUCAUCGUCCGCGAUUCAACCGGCACGGUGGUCAACAACGCUUCCGACGCCGCGGGCCACUUCCAGCUAGCGUCAGCCGGGCACAACCUCAGUGCAGUGGUGUACGCGAGCAACAGUAGGGGACGAAGCGAGGAGGUGGAGUUACAGAUGCAGAAUACACCGAUGAGUGCUUUUGCAGUGACGGAGCCGACUCCCGUCCGCGGUUGGGCACGUUGGCUCGAGGUGUCAGCCAUCGUUGUCGUUGCCACUGUCGCUAUAGCGGCGACAACGCUCUGCGUGCGCGCGGUGCGGGCAAGGAGACACACGGACAACCCUGAUCUGGUGCCAAGGGCGGAUGGAACGUUCCAUCGCGAGCCAGACUUCGCGGGAGGUGAGCGGGUGCUUGGUACGACCAACAUCACUGUCAACCAGCUAGCUUCGUGUCAGAAUCAGUACACGUCAUCGCCAGUUCCCUCCUGCCGAGUUUUGGUGGGGUGUCCCCACCCCCCACCAGACGCCUGUCCUGCCACGCAACAUUCAUACUACGUUUAACACUUUCACCGCGUAAAACGUCAAUUGACGCGCGCCUCAAGCCUUCGUACUCUCAUA
This is a messenger RNA of Cydia pomonella (codling moth), 2430 nucleotides long. RefSeq names its product neural cell adhesion molecule 2-like. Bases 499 to 2373 code for a protein of 624 amino acids. The transcript has 12 exons. The record is from RefSeq and is a predicted model, not a curated record. NCBI's taxonomy places the organism in Eukaryota, Metazoa, Arthropoda, Insecta, Lepidoptera, Tortricidae.